This is a messenger RNA of Otolemur garnettii (small-eared galago), 2108 nucleotides long. RefSeq names its product RUN domain containing 1 (gene RUNDC1). Lineage: Eukaryota; Metazoa; Chordata; Mammalia; Primates; Galagidae. The record is from RefSeq and is a predicted model, not a curated record. The transcript is spliced from 5 exons. Bases 17 to 1858 code for a protein of 613 amino acids.
UGGUGUUUCCGGGAAGAUGGCGGCUGUUGAAGCAGCUGCGGAGUCGGUAACGGCGGUGGCGACCGUUGGGCCAAGGGCAAAGGUGGAAGAGGAGGAAGAAGAGGAGACGCCGCCACCGUGCGAGGCGGUGCGCUGGGCCCCGGUGGGGGCGGUGGCAGAGGCCGGGCCUGGGGCGGCUGCGUUUGUGGAAGAGGCGGCGGCCGAUGAGCCCGGCACGGCCCCAGGUUCUCCGCCUGACUCGCCUGGCCGGACGCUGCGGCGGCUGCGGGCCGAGCGGCGGCGGCUGGACUCAGCAUUGCUCGCGCUGUCCUCGCACUUCGCGCAGGUGCAGUUUCGCCUGCGCCAGGUGGUGCGGGGGGCGCCGGCGGAGCAGCAGCGCCUCCUGCGCGAACUCGAAGACUUCGCCUUCCGUGGCUGUCCUCACGUCCUGGGUUAUGAGGGGCCUGGAAACUACGCCAGCGACGAGGGCGACAGGCUGCCAGGGGACCGGCCAUGGUUGCGGAGCGAGGACCAGAGUGAGCAAGAAAGACAAGAGCGUCUGGAAACACAAAGGGAGAAGCAGAAGGAACUGAUACUGCAGCUCAAAACCCAGCUAGAUGACCUGGAAACAUUUGCCUAUCAAGAAGGCAGUUAUGACUCCCUGCCACAGUCUGUGGUCUUGGAAAGACAGCGGGUGAUCAUAGAUGAGUUAAUAAAGAAACUGGACAUGAACCUGAAUGAGGACAUCAGUUCCCUGUCCACUGAAGAGCUUCGUCAACGUGUAGAUGCAGCCGUGGCUCAGAUUGUUAACCCAGCCCGAGUCAAAGAACAGUUGGUCGAGCAGCUGAAAACUCAGAUCCGGGACCUUGAGAUGUUCAUCAACUUUAUCCAAGAUGAAGUAGGAAGCCCCUUGCAGACAGGUGGUGGACACUGUGAGUGCAAGGCUGGAGGGAACACAGGAAAUGGCUCCACCCGGGCAAGCAGCAGCAGACUGCCUCCUGGAAACAGCAAAACAAAAGCGGAAGAUGUGAAGAGAGUCCGGGAGACAGGGCUGCACCUGAUGCGGCGAGCUCUGGCAGUGCUCCAGAUCUUUGCUGUUAGCCAGUUUGGUUGUGCCACAGGCCAGAUCCCGCCAACCCUGUGGCAGCAGGGCCAGGCUGACAGAGACUACUCUCCCUUACUGAAGAGGCUGGAGGUGUCAGUGGACAGAGUGAAGCAGCUAGCCUUGAGGCACCAGCCUCAUGACCAUGUCAUCACCUCUGCUAACCUCCAGGACCUCUCUCUAGGAGGCAAGGAUGAGCUGACCCUGGCAGUACGGAAGGAGCUGACAGUGGCUGUGAGGGACCUGCUGGCCCAUGGACUGUAUGCUUCCUCCUCAGGCAUGAGCCUCGUCAUGGCCCCCAUUGCUUGUUUGCUGCCAGCCUUCUCCUCGGCUCCUGAGACCAUGCACCCCUGGGAGCUCUUUGUAAAGUACUACCGUGCUAAGAAUGGCCGUGCUUAUGUGGAAUCUCCAGCCCGGAAGCUCUCCCAGUCCUUUGCCCUGCCUGUUACGGGAAACACUGCUGUGACCCCUAAACAGAGCCUACUAACAGCCAUCCACAUGGUGCUGACAGAACAUGACCCUUUUAAGCGCAGUGCAGACUCGGAGUUGAAGGCCUUGGUGUGCAUGGCACUGAAUGAGCAGCGGCUGGUGUCCUGGAUGAACCUCAUCUGCAAGUCGGGGUCACUCAUCGAGCCCCAUUACCAGCCAUGGAGCUACAUGGCGCACACAGGCUUUGAGAGUGCCCUCAACUUGCUUAGUCGUCUCAGCAGCCUGAAGUUCAGCCUCCCUGUAGACCUGGCUGUGCGCCAGCUGAAGAAUAUCAAAGAUGCCUUUUGAUGAGAAUGGCCUGCUCCUACACCAGCGCCUUGUUCAGUAAGGAUAGAUGUGUUAGUCUUCUAGUAUAGGAGCAAGGAAUAGGAGGAGGGGUAAAGACAUUUUUCCUAGACCCUGCUUAGGUGUCAGUGAAAUGAGUGUAAAAUCCAUUGUCCCCACCAAAUUAGCAUCUUGAAAAGAUGUGCCGAAAACCUUCUUGUUAAGAAGGUUCUUAGCCAGGCGUUGUGGCAGGCGCCUGUAGGCCCAGCUACUU